Molecule: messenger RNA, 4343 nt
Organism: Chinchilla lanigera (long-tailed chinchilla)
Lineage: Eukaryota; Metazoa; Chordata; Mammalia; Rodentia; Chinchillidae
Gene: Lamb3
Product: laminin, beta 3
Exons: 24
Coding region: 555-4079 (1174 amino acids)
Biological process (GO): basement membrane assembly; substrate adhesion-dependent cell spreading; cell migration
Cellular component (GO): laminin trimer
Molecular function (GO): extracellular matrix structural constituent
Source: RefSeq, a predicted model, not a curated record
AGUUACCUGUCCUCGGGCUGCCUGCCAACCCUCCGAGCUGAGCUCCUCUGUUCAUUCCUGUCAAACUUCCUUGGGGUGAGCGGCCCACUCCAGCCCUCCGGGCACCUACUGGCAGGUGGACACCGUGGAGCUUGCUUCACAGCCUCCCGGGAUGGCCCACUUGCCCAGUCCCGCCUGGGGUGGGGUGCAGUGACGGCAGAUGGGCGUGGUGGCUGCCAGCCUCCUGAGGCCCGCCUGCUGUGGGGCUACGCCCAGCCAGGGAGUCUCCAGAGCUGAAGUUGUUGUUUAAAACCUGAGAGCCAAGAGAGGAGACCCCCACAUUUCAAGGGAGCUCUCGAGAAGCCGCCGGAGAAGGAGCAGCAGCAGUGCGGGCAAGGUACAAGGUGCUUUACCUGCCUUUGUCUGCCCUGAGGGCCAGGCAGGGAGAAGGGCUGGCCUCAGGUGCCUGGGGCCUCAGGGCAGGGCCAGAUUCAUUCUUGGUCCUAGGAGCUCCCCGGAGUGACCUCACCUGUGAACUGGGUGAAGGCCUUCUGUGAGAAUCACCCCAUUUGCUGAUGAUGAGGGCACUCCUCCUCCUGUGUUUCGCCUUGCCUGUCCUCCUGCGUGCCCAAAGAGCCUGCUCCCGGGGGGCCUGCUACCCGCCUGUCGGAGACUUGCUCAUUGGGAGGACCCAGUUCCUCCAAGCUUCAUCCACCUGUGGGCUGACCAAGCCUGAGACCUACUGCACUCAGCAUGGAGAGUGGCAGAUGAAAUGCUGCAAGUGCGACUCCAGGCUGCCUCACAACUACAACAGUCACCGAGUGGAGAAUGUUGCGUCCUCCUCAGGCCCCAUGCGCUGGUGGCAGUCACAGAAUGAUGUGAUCCCUGUCUCUCUGCAGCUGGACCUAGACAGGAGGCUUCAGCUUCAAGGCAUCAUGAUGGAUUUUAAGGGGCCUGUGCCUGCUGGCAUGCUGAUCGAGCGCUCCUCAGACUUUGGCAGGACCUGGCGGGUGUACCAGUACCUGGCUGCUGACUGCGGCUCUGCCUUCCCUCGGGUCCACCAGGGCCAGCCCCAGAACUGGAGGGAUGCACGGUGCCAGGCCCUGCCCCAGAGGACUAAUGGGCACCUAAAUGGUGGGAAGGUCCAGCUUAACCUCAUGGAUUUAGCAUCUGGGAUUCCAGCGACUCAAAGUCAAAAAAUUCGAGAGUUGGGAGACGUCACCAACUUGAGAGUCAACUUCACCAAGCUGGCUCCGGUGCCCCGGAAGGGCUCCUACCCCCCCAGCGCCUACAUCGCAGUGUCCCAGCUGCGUCUGCAGGGCACCUGCUUCUGUCACGGCCACGCUGACCGCUGCGCCCCCAAGCCCGGAGCCACCACAGCAGGCCCGCCCUCCGCCGUGCAGGUCCACGAUGUCUGUGUUUGCCAGCACAACACUGCUGGCCCCCACUGCGAACGCUGUGCCCCCUUCUACAACAACCAGCCCUGGAGACCAGCGGAGGACCAGGAUAGCCAUGAGUGCCAGAGGUGUGAUUGCAACGGGCACUCGGAGACCUGUCACUUUGACCCAGCUGUGUUUGCUGCCAGCCAAGGGGCACACGGAGGUGUGUGUGACAAUUGCCGGCACCACACGGAGGGCAGGAACUGUGAGCGGUGUCAGCUGCACUAUUUCCGGAACCGGCGUCCUGGUGCUCCCAUCGAGGAGACCUGUAUCCCCUGCGAGUGUGACCCGGAUGGGGCGGUGCCCGGAGCACCCUGUGACCCUGUGACGGGGCAGUGCGUGUGCAAGGAGCACGUGCAGGGGGAGCGCUGCGACCUGUGCAAGCCGGGCUUCACUGGACUCACUCACACCAACCCUCAGGGCUGCCACCGCUGUGACUGCAGCAUCCUGGGGGCCCAGCGAGACAUGCCCUGUGACGAGGAGACGGGGCGCUGCCUGUGUUUGCCCAAUGUGGUGGGCUCCAAGUGUGACCAGUGUGCUCCCAACCACUGGAAGCUGGCCAGUGGCCGGGGCUGCGAGCCGUGUGCCUGCGACCCUCAUACUUCCCUCAGUUCCCAGUGCAACCAGUUCACAGGGCAGUGCCCCUGCCGGGAGGGCUUCGAUGGCCUGAAGUGCAAUGCCGCUGCAGCCAUCCGCCAGUGUCCCGACCGGACCCAUGGCGACGUGGCCACAGGAUGCCGAGCCUGUGACUGUGACUUCCAGGCAACGGAGGAUCCAGGCUGUGACAAGAUCUCUGGCCGCUGUCUCUGCCGCCCUGGCUUCACUGGGCGCCGCUGCGACCAGUGCCAGCGAGGCUACUGUGACCGCUACCCAGUGUGUGUGGCCUGCCACUCUUGCUUCCAGACCUACGACGCAGACCUUCGGGAGCAGGCUGGGCGCCUCAGUAGACUCCGCAAUGCCACUGCCGGCCUGCGGCCUGGGCCGGGUCUGGAGGAUGUGGGCCUGGCCUCCCGAAUCCUGGAUACCAAGAGCAAAGUGGAGCAGAUCCAAGCAAUUCUGGGUAGCACCUCAGUCACAGAGCAGGACAUGGCCCAGGUGGCCAACGGCAUCUUCUCUCUCAGGCGGACUCUCCAGGGCCUGCAGCUAGAUCUGCCCCUAGAGGAAGAGAUUCUGUCCCUCCCUGGAGACCUGGAGAGUCUGGGCAGGAGCUUCAAUAACCUCCUCAUUACAUAUCAGAACAAGAGAACACAGUUUGAAAAGAUAAGCAGUGCUGAUCCUGCAGGGGCCUUCCGGGUGCUGGCUGAAGCCCACGAACGGUCAUCCCGGGCUGCUCAGCAGGUUUCCGACAGCUUGAACUUGCUGCGCCUGUCCAGGGACAGCCGCAGAGAGGCAGAAGGGCUGGAGAGGCAGGCGCAAGGAGGAGGAGCCGGGGGCCCUGAGUUCGCAGCCCUGCAGAUGGAGAUGGCUUCCUUGCCCAACCUGACACCCACCAUCAACAAGGUCUGUGGAGGUUCCAGGCAGGCACCCUGCACCCCAGGAGUGUGCCCUGGUGAGCUGUGCCUCCAAGACAAUGGCACGACCUGUGGCUCUCACUGCAGGGGCGCCCUCCCCAGGGGUGGAGGGGCCCUCCAGAUGGCCGGGCGAGUGGCCAAGCAGCUGCAGGGCUUCAACUCCCAGCUCCAGCAGACCCGGCAGAUGAUCCAGGCAGCCGAGGAAGCUGCCUUGCAGGUUCAAUCUGAUGCCCAGCGCCUGGAGGCCCAGGUGAGCACCAGCCGCUCCCAGAUGGAGGACGACGUCAGACGCACACGGCUGCUUAUCCAGCAGGUCCGGAACUUCCUCACAGACCCUUCUACAGAUGCUGCCAUCAUUGAGGAGGUCAGCAAGGCUGUGCUAGCUCUGUGGCUGCCCACAGACUCAGCCACCGUCCUGCGGAAGAUGAAGGAGAUCCAGGCCAUUGCAGCCAGGCUGCCCAAUGUGGACCUGGUGCUGGGCCAGACCAAGCAGGACAUUGCACGGGCCCGGAGGCUCCAGGCAGAGGCUGAGCAGGCUAGGAUCCGCGCCCACUCUGUGGAAGGCCAGGUGGAGGAUGUGGUUGGGAACCUGAGGCAGGGUUCAGUGGCACUACAGGAAGCUCGGGACACCAUGCAAGGGACCAGCCGCUCCCUGCGGCUGAUCCAGGACAGGGUUGCCGAGGUGCAACAGGUCCUGGGGCCAGCAGAAGGGCUGGUGAUGGGCAUGACAGAGCAGCUGGGUGGCUUCCGGGCGCGGAUGGAAGUGCUCCGGCGCCAGGCCCAGCAGCAGCGGGCACAGGCAGCCCAGGCCCAGCAGCUUGCAGAGGGCGCCAGCCAGAGGGCCCUGAGUGCCCAGGAGGGAUUUGACAGAAUCAAACAAAAGUACGCAGAAUUGAAGGACCGGCUGGGCCAGAGUCCCGCGCUGGGUGAGCAGGGCAGCCGGAUUCACAGUGUCAAGACGGAAGCCGAGGAGCUGUUCGGAGAGGCCAUGGAGAUGAUGGACAGGAUGCGAGACAUGGAGUCGGAGCUGCUGCAGGGCAGCCAGGCCAUCAUGCUGCGCUCGGCAGACCUGGCGGGACUGGAGAAGCGCGUGGAGCAGAUCCGGGACCACAUCAAUGGGCGCGUGCUCUACUACGCCACCUGCAAGUGACCUCUGCUCAGUCCUCAACCACCCCUGCUUUGGACACAGAUGAGGCUGGGCUACUUUCUGGCUCCAGCAGACUCUGACGCCACCAGACAUGCAGCCCAGGCUAGGGGCCACGGCAUGCGCAGGAUGGAGGUGGCGGACUGGACCUGUCUGCCUGGCUGGAAACUCUCAAGUCCGGGAGCUGGGUGGGCAGUGUUCCUACACUGCAUCCUCCAGUGCGGUGGAUCUUGGACCAAUAAAAAAACUUCACCCAAAAUGGUGUGCAAA